Messenger RNA from Enhydra lutris kenyoni (northern sea otter), 726 nucleotides. RefSeq names its product glutathione S-transferase theta-4. Gene Ontology annotation, cellular component: cytoplasm. Bases 1 to 726 code for a protein of 241 amino acids. Gene Ontology annotation, biological process: glutathione metabolic process. Lineage: Eukaryota; Metazoa; Chordata; Mammalia; Carnivora; Mustelidae. Gene Ontology annotation, molecular function: glutathione transferase activity. The transcript has 5 exons. The record is from RefSeq and is a predicted model, not a curated record.
AUGGGCCUGGAGCUCUAUCUGGACCUGCUGUCAGCAUCUUGCCGUGCUGUCUAUAUCUUUGCUAGGAAAAACAGCAUCCCCUUUGACUUCCAGUUUGUGGAUCUGCUAAAAGGUCACCACCACAGCAAGGAAUACAUAGCGAUCAACCCCUUGAAGAAGCUACCCAGCCUCAAAGAUGGAAAAUUUGUCUUAUCUGAAAGUGUGGCCAUCCUUUUCUACCUGUGCCGCAAGUACAGCACACCCUCGCACUGGUACCCACCAGACCUGCACACACGUGCCCGUGUGGAUGAGUUCAUGGCCUGGCAGCACACUGCCAUUCAGCUGCCCAUGACCAAGAUCCUCUGGAUCAAGAUGCUGAUUCCAAUGAUCACAGGCGAGGAGGUUCCAUCCGAGAAGACAGAGCAGAUGCUGGCCGAGGUGAAGAACAGCAUGCAGCUCUUCGAGGAGAAGUUUCUUCAGGACAAGAUGUUCAUCACCGGGGACCACAUCUCACUGGCUGACCUGGUGGCCCUGGUGGAGAUGAUGCAGCCCAUGGGAAGCCAGUAUAACGUCUUCCUCAGUAGCUCCAAGAUAGCUGAGUGGCGCAUGAGGGUGGAGCUGGCUAUUGGCUCUGGCCUCUUCUGGGAGGCCCAUGACCGGCUGAUGAAGUUGGCAGAGUGGGACUGUUCAACACUGGAUCCAAUGGUCAAGGAGAAGAUCUGCGAGUUGCUGCAGAAGUUCAAGUAG